AUGAGAGAACACGAUAAUUCCUAUCAUAACAGUAGUGCCGAAUUCAUCAUGAAAGAUCACCAUCAUCACCGUCCAUCUUCUUCUCUCUCCGGUAAGAAGAGAAAAGAAACCGAAUCAUCAUCUUCAGGUAUCAACAACAACGAUAACACUCCUCGUGCUUGUACUGAAUGCGGCAGGAAAUUCUGGUCAUGGAAAGCUCUUUUCGGUCACAUGCGUUGUCAUCCUGAACGUCAAUGGCGAGGUAUCAAUCCUCCUCCGAAUUUCCGACGACAUCAACAGCAUCAACAAUAUCAACAACAACAACCGCGUAUUCACAGUCACAGUCCUUCUCAGUUUUCCAUCAUGACGCCGGAAGAUCACGAAGUUGCUUCUUGCUUGCUUUUACUUGCAAAUUCAAAUUCGAAGACGAACAACAACAGCAUCAACAAAACGGCGAAGCUUAAGGCGGUUGCGGCGGUUACUACGGUAGAUGAUUCAUCGUCGGUUAUGGAUCAAGAGAUUAACAAUAGUAAUACUCAUUUUGUGUGUUCGUGUUGUAACAAGGUGUUUGGAUCGCAUCAGGCUCUUGGAGGACACAGAGCAAGUCACAAGAAUGUCAAGGGCUGUUUCGCCAAUACAACUUCUUCGCCAGCCACAACAGUAACCGCUUCCACUAGUAAGAUGUUGACGUGGACACAACAAACUCAAGGUGGCGGCGGAGAACAUGCUUUUGGUGGUGGUGGUGGUGCUGAUCAUCAUCACGAUGAAUAUAACCACCACUCGAUGAUGAAUUUGAUGACGGUGCCUCGUGACGGUUACAAUGCUGACGUGGAAGGAGAAGCGGUUAAUGAGAAUAGUGGAGGACAUAAGUGUGGAAUAUGUUUGAGGGUAUUUACAACUGGACAAGCACUUGGUGGACAUAAGAGGUGUCAUUUUGAUUCAUCUAAUUCUAAUUCUAAUUCUGUUGCACCAACAACUUCUAACAAAUCAUCAUCUCUUAAUGUUGAUUUGAACUUCCCUUUUCCACCUCUCCCUCCUCCACCACCUUCUCCUCCUGACGAUGAUGAGCCUUCUCUCACUCUUGAUUUGAAGUUAGGACUUUGA
This is a messenger RNA of Lathyrus sativus (Indian pea), 1083 nucleotides long. The record is from the annotation of a GenBank genome assembly. NCBI's taxonomy places the organism in Eukaryota, Viridiplantae, Streptophyta, Magnoliopsida, Fabales, Fabaceae.